This is a messenger RNA of Cotesia glomerata, 1486 nucleotides long. RefSeq lists its product as uncharacterized. The transcript is spliced from 2 exons. The record is from RefSeq and is a predicted model, not a curated record. The coding region runs from base 507 to 1394 and encodes 295 amino acids. NCBI's taxonomy places the organism in Eukaryota, Metazoa, Arthropoda, Insecta, Hymenoptera, Braconidae.
UGCUCUUUCAUUGGGCAUUCUUAUGAAAUAAAUAGACGCUUUAUUUUUGUGAUCAGAAUACUAGGAAUAGGAUACGAAGGUUCGUGCAAGUUUUGUGGCCUGAUGGACAUGCCGUCUUUUUUAGAUGAAGCUACGCAUACAAUAUUAUUGAAGCACAUUUUAGAUUGUGGUAAAACCAUUGCAGAAACCUUGAUGAAAAAAGCUGUGAAUCAAGAAAAAGAAGCGACAAGUGAAAAUGAGAAUAAGAACGAUUUGACUGUAUCGGGAGAUGGAACCUGGCAAAAACGGGGAUUUACAUCGUCAUUUGGAGUUUCUUCUAUAAUUGACUAUUAUACUGGAAAGAUUCUUGAUAUAAACAUUAAAAGUGCUUAUUGUAAGCUAUGUGAGUAUUGGAAAAAGAAAAGAAAUACGGUUGAGUUCGAGGAAUGAUAUGAAUCGCAUGAAAAUGAGUGUAGUGCUAAUCACAAGGGGUCUUCGGGGAAAAUGGAGGUGGAUGCGAGAUUGAAAUGUUUCAACAGUCUGAAACAAAACAUGGAGUUAAAUAUACAAACUACAUUGGCGAUGGUGACUCGAAAACCUAUUCUGGAAUUAUGAAAGCAGAUCCUUACAAAAAUACAACCAUAAAUAAAAAGGAAUGUAUAGGCCAUGUCCAGAAGCGGAUGGAGACUCGACUGCGUACUCUGAAAACUAAACAAAAAGAUCUUGGUGGUAGAGGUAGGCUUACAGGAAAAGUAAUAGACAAAUUAACUGUGUACUAUGGUUUAUCAAUACGUCGUCAUUGCGAUUCUAUUGAAGAUAUGAAAUCUGCUAUUAUGGCAACUUUUUACCACUACGGUUCGACUGAUGAAAAUCCGAAUCAUGAUAUGUGUCCCAAAGGCGAAGAUUCUUGGUGCUCUUACCAGCGUGCUGAAGCAAGUGGAGAGCUUGAUACUUAUACUCAAGAUUAUUCUCCUUUACCUCCUGAUGUUUUAGAAGCUAUUAAACCGAUUUACGACGAUCUCAGUAAUGAUAAUUUACUUUCAAGAUGUGUAGGUGGAUUCAAUCAGAAUAAUAAUGAGAGCUUCAACCAACUAGUGUGGAAAAUAUGCCCAAAAACCGUGAAUACUAGUUCUACUAUCGUACAAAUUGCUGCAUACAUAGCUACUUGUAUAUUUAAUGAAGGUACGAAUUCAUUAUUAAUGAUGAUGGAUACCCUAGGACUUAAUUGUGGGUCUAAUUCCCAUCGGUAUGCUGAAAAAUUGGAUGCUGCACGUGUGAAAGUGGCAGAUCAGCGCGCCAACGACAACACUCGGGAAGGCAGAAUGCUUCGUAGGCAACAGCAAAUUGAUGUUUUGGAAACUUCCACAAUGGCUGAAGAACUAUUAUAUGGCCCAGGAAUAGAUGACUCGAUAUGAAUCUCCAAGGACUUAUGAUUGUCACCGCAAGGACCUUUUUUUGAAACUGGGUCAACACAAACAGCUAUAACUUUGGAAAUUUAAUUUUUUUU